Colletotrichum acutatum is the source of this 718-nucleotide messenger RNA. RefSeq lists its product as uncharacterized. The transcript has a single exon. The record is from RefSeq and is a predicted model, not a curated record. Bases 128 to 601 code for a protein of 157 amino acids. Lineage: Eukaryota; Fungi; Ascomycota; Sordariomycetes; Glomerellales; Glomerellaceae.
ACAAGGCAGGGCCACGGUGCCUCACUUUCCUAGUGUACGGAUACCCAUGGCACGCCGCACCGAUGGGCAAGACCCCUGCCCGUUCUGGAUAUCAAUCUAGGGUCACUAUCGAGUACGUACCUCCCUGAUGCUCCUCUCUUCCUUCCCCCUGACAGUUGACCUGACCCUCCUCUUCCUUCCUCCACUCCACUCCUCUUUCCCCCGUGGCCCAUGGCGGCAUGGCCCAUGGCAGCUGCCUUACCUAAGGCAACUUCAACCCUUUGAGAUCGUGGCUUCCUUGCUCGAUUCCAACGACCACAAGAAAGCGGAACCGCAAGCGCAACCUGGAAAGACCCGCAUCCUCGACGGCAACCACCCCCCCGGUCCCCUUCAUUACUCGCUUACUGCACCCCCCUCCAAAGUCCCCUCCAACACUCUCGCAUCGACAAGUCACAACACCACUUCACCUCACAAGCCCAAAGCAACGACCAUCCAUCUCAACUUGGUUUACGCUACACUUCAUUACCUACACCAGACUACGCCAUGUCUAUGUGACCACGGAUACCAAUCUUGUCAGAUCGCAGAUCCCUCCGUGCCCCGGGAGCCGCCUGGUUUGGUCUGACCUCGCUCGGCGCCGCCUGCUGCCACUCCCGAGACGAAUACGCCGCUUUCAUUGCGACCUUCUGCUCCUUCGCCCUUUCCCUCUGUCUAACCCUAACUCUGCCUUUUUCGCCACCCU